AUGAGCGGCGGGCGUAGCGGGCGAUCCGCCGUGAAGAUGGAGGCGCCGUUCUACCCCGAGGAAGGACUGGAGCUGUUGCCCGACUUCGUGCCGCUGCCGGGUUUCGGUACCACCGGCGGACCUGGAGCCGAUGCGGCGGCGGGGCAGAAGCUGCUGCUGGGCGCCGGGAAGAAGCGGGACCUGCCGGCUGCCGCCCCCGCGCCGCUCCCGGGGCCCUUCGCCCUUCGCCCGCCUGCCGGCGCCCGCGGCAGCGCGGCUUCUCUGCGCUUGCUGCCGCCGCCCGCCGCCGCCGCCGCCCCGCCGCCCACCGCGGGCUCCGCGGAGACGGGGAGCAGCGGCGGGGCGGCGGCGGCCCGCGGCGGCCCGGAGGCCGCGCUGGGGUCGGCUGCGGAGCUGCCGCUGCUGAAGCUGCCACCGGCCGCCGACCUGGAGCAGCUGCUGAUCCAAGGGGGCGCGGGGCUGGGCGCGGGCAGCCCGGGGCCGACGGCGCCCGGGGCGGGGAGCGGCGGGGCGGCGGCGGCGGGGCCGUUCCUCUACCGGCAGCCGGUGACGCAGGAACAGGAGGGUUUCGCCGACGGCUUCGUCAAGGCCCUGGCUGACCUGCACAAGCAGAACCAGCUCCUGACGGCGCCGCCGCCGCUCUCCGCGCCGGGACCCUGCUGCACCGCCCGCCCGGGGCCACCGGGAGCCCCCGCCGCUGCCGCCGCCGCCGCCGACCCUCCGGCCGUCUACACCAACUUGAGCGGCUUCAACCCCGCGGGGCCGCUGAGCCCCUCGGGCAGUGCCUACCCCUCCGCCCCGCCACCGCCGCCGGGCCUGGCCUUCGGGGCCGCGGGUCUGGGGAGCGGCCGGCUGCCGCCGGCGCGGUCCCUGGAGGAGCCGCAGACGGUGCCCGAGGUGCCGCCGUCGGCGGGCGGGGAGGGUGGCAACAGCGCGCCGACGCCGCCGUCGCUGUCGCCGCUGGACGCGGAGAGCCAGGAGCGGCUGAAGGCAGAGCGCAAGCGGCUGCGAAACCGCAUCGCCGCCUCCAAGUGCCGCCGGCGGAAGCUGGAGCGCAUCGCCCGGCUGGAGGAGAAGGUGAAGGCGCUCAAGGGGCAGAACGCCGAGCUGGCCGCCACCGCCAACCUCCUCCGCGCCCAGGUCACCCAGCUGCAGGGUCGCGUCCGCAGCCACCUCUCCUCUGGCUGCCACAUCAACGCCGCCGGGCAUCCUCCUCCUCCUCACGCCGCCGCCCAGCCGCGGGAGACUCCCCCCGAGGCGGCCGCCGCCGCGCCGGAGACAAGCGCCUGCUGAGGAGGGACACCCCGCCGGCCCCGGCCCCAAGCCCGCCCGGGGGCACCGCGGGGCCAAGGUGCGCGCCUGCUGCCGCCCUUCUGCUAUUAUUAUUAUUUUUAUUAUUAAUAAUUAUUAUUAUUAUUAUUAUUUAUUUGCGCCUGGAAAAGGCGUUUUUUUGCGGGAGCCGGGUGUUGCUAAGCGUUUCCCGAGUUCUGUCCGUGUCGCAUUCAGCAGCGAGGGUCUCCGUGGGUGGUUCUGGGGCAGGUGGUUGUUAAUUUUUCAGUGAAGUACUUGAGGUCUGUAGAGAUUUCCGAAAAUAAGAAAAUUACUGUUUACAGAAAGAUUCAACUUUAUUUUCAUGGGGGAUAUAAAACGUGUGUUUCCUAAUACACCUUACUGAACUGUAUAGCAAUGGAUAAGCUUUUCAAACUUUAAAAAAAAUAGCCAGAAUCGUACCUUUUGAAAAUAUGUGUGUGUAUAUAUAUAUAUUUAAAACAUAAUAUGGCUAUGUAUAUUUUCUUGGUAUUGAUAAAGAACCUUUUUUAAAAUAC
Agelaius phoeniceus (red-winged blackbird) is the source of this 1826-nucleotide messenger RNA. The record is from RefSeq and is a predicted model, not a curated record. NCBI's taxonomy places the organism in Eukaryota, Metazoa, Chordata, Aves, Passeriformes, Icteridae.